This is a messenger RNA of Podospora anserina S mat+, 1038 nucleotides long. RefSeq lists its product as uncharacterized. Bases 1 to 1038 code for a protein of 345 amino acids. Lineage: Eukaryota; Fungi; Ascomycota; Sordariomycetes; Sordariales; Podosporaceae. The transcript is spliced from 2 exons. The record is from RefSeq and is a predicted model, not a curated record.
AUGCUUUGGACGUCGCUCUUCCUUGCGGCUCUGGCCGAGGCGGCCCCCAAGGCCAGCCCCAACCCCCAGUUCGGUGGCCCUGGCGGUCUGACCAUGCUUCGAUUCGGCUGCACCCAGCUCGUCAUCGACCGCAUCGACCCCCUUGUCAACCCCGGCCAGAUCCCCUCGCCUCACAUCCACCAAAUUAUUGGUGGUAACGCCUUCAACGCCACCAUGCCCACCGACGAUAUCGCCCAGCACUCCACCUGCACAACGUGCUCCUUCGCGGACGAUUUCUCCAACUACUGGACCGCCAACCUCUACUUCAAGGCCCGCAACGGGUCCUACAAGCGUGUCCCCCAGUUCUCUGCCCCAUUGCAGUUCAACGACAGGUUCUCAACCCAGAUCAACGGCGGUAUUUUGAUCUACUACGUUUCGGCCCAGCCCGGCCGCAUCACGGCCUUCAAACCCGGCUUCCGCAUGCUCGUCGGUGACCCCAACGUCCGCUCCCGCCCCGACCAGAAGCUCCGUCGUCAAAACUGCUUCAGAUGCUACUCCGGCCCCAACCACCAGGGUGAUGUUGGUGCUCCUUGCAUGGACAACAACUAUGACACCGAGGCUUUCCCCACCAAGCCCUGCCCCGGUGGCAUCCGCUCCAACAUCCACUUCCCCACCUGCUGGGAUGCCUACCCCACCUCCGGCCCAGCCGACUUCCUCUCCCUCGGCGGCAACUGCCCCGCCUCCCACCCCGUCCGCAUCCCCCAGCUCAUGUACGAGGUCUUCUGGGACACCUCCAAGUUCGCCAACCGCGCCGACUGGCCCGCCGACGGCUCCCAGCCCUUCGUCCUCUCCACCGGCGACCCUACCGGUCUCGGCCAGCACGCCGAUUACGUCUUUGGCUGGAAGGACGACAGCUUGCAGAGGGCGAUGGACACCUCUGGCUGCUUCGGCGCCAGCUGCGCCAACUUGAGGACGCAGAGCUUGGACAACGCUAGACGGUGCGCCGUCAAGCCGAACGCGAAGGAGGAUUAUGACAGCUGUGAGUUUGGCCCUGGUUGA